UUAUUAAAAAAGUUUAAAAUUAAAAAAGAAAGAAAUGAAAUCUUAAAAAAUUUCUUAAAAAUAAUGAAAAAUUGUUUAAAAAGUUUAAAAAUAUAAAAAAGAAAAUUUCUGAAAAUCUCCCUUUAAAAAGUGAUUAAUGUGUCUGGCCACAAUAAUACGCCAUAAAUCGAUAGAUUUGUUUCCAGAAAAACAAAUUUUAUUAAAACAAUCCCUUAAAACUUAAAUUAUUAUAAAAACGUCAUCCAAAAAAAUAUCUCUACAUUAAAAAAAAAAAUAACAAAAAAUAUAUAUAUUGCACUAAAAAAAAUUUCACCCAGACUUUCCCCCUUCCAUUAUUUAAAUUAAUAUUCAAAGUGUAUCACAAAAAAUAAAAAAUCCCUCUUACCACCCUACACCACUUUGGAAGCUAAACGUAAAAAAGCACUCAACUGCACAUGUUGUUUGUCAUAUAGAGUCAGUCAGUCGGUGUCAGACAUGUCGGUGUUAAAAAAUGAGGUGUAACCGUGGCAGGUUGUAUAAAAGGACAGACAACUAAAGUUAAAAAUAUAAAAAAGGUCAUAAAACAUUCUUCUAAAACUCACCUUGGAAGACCUAAAGGGAACAGUUUAGGAACUUUUAGCGAAUUGUAAAUGACUCCUCGACUACGUUAAGUUUAUUAAAAAAGAACUUUAAAAAUUUGAAACCAGCAAACAACUAAAUAAAAUGUUAAAAUUUUCGUAAAAAAACACAAAAACAAAAAACUUUUAUAUUUAAUUUUUCGUUUCAAAUUUAAAUAAUUUUCCAACAACAAUAAUUUUAACACCACUUUCUACGUAUUCUACAAAAUGUUUAAAUUUAUUAUUUAUGUUUUUGUUUAAAAAAAUUUUGAGACGACGAAAAUUUUGGAAAAACAAAAAAAUGCACAAAAUAAUCAAAUUUAAAAAGAUCUUAAAAUUUAAGUAAAAAAAGACAAUAAUAAAUUAUAAUAGCAACAACAACAAAAAACCAGCAACAAACAUGUUCGAUAUUCGUUGAGUUCCUAUAAAAUGCACGGCUGAAACGACAACAAACACAUACAAACCAAAACCAAACAUAAAAAAAUCGUAAUAAUACCAACAACAACAAUAAAUUACCAUAUAAAACCUAUAAUAAAAACAGAACAAAAAGAAACUCUCACAAUACACUCACCCACACACUUACUCUCUCUCUCUCACACUCUUCCUUAUAUAAAAGAAAUAAAUGGCGUUGAUGAUAAAAAUGAUGUUGCCAGCAAAUAAACAAACAUCAUCAGCAACAACUACUAUUACUACUACUAUAGCAACAACAAAAACAACUUCUAUUAACAACAACUUUAACAAUAAUAAACAAACAUUGAUGAUGAGACGACGAGCUUGAAAAACAAAAACAACCAGCAACAAAUUUCCAGUUAUUUUCUUAUCAAAUCUGAAAUAUUAAGGACUCUACACCCUCUCACUCUCUAUAUCCUGUUUUCAUUUCCUUCUGCUGCAGAUUCUUUCGAUACUUGUUUGGUUUCAGCAACAAAUUUAUGAAUAUUUGAGACUACUUACUCCAACAACAAAAUAAACUUGCAUACUACUCUACCAAAAAAAAGCUCAAAAACUUUACACACCCAAAGUCUUCCAAAGCUUAAAAUUAUUAAAAAAAGGAAAAAUUUUUUUAUAAAAAAAAAAAACAAAGAAAAGCUGUAACAACAACUACUAAUAUAAAAGAACAUACUGAAAAAGUUUAAACUAAAAAGAAAACCAAAAAAAAAAAAACAAAUAACGCCUUUAACAAGGCAUGUUUAUACCUGAUUCUUUACGUAGCUGUAUGAUCGAGACGGACGUUAAUUCUUAUCUACAAACAUCAUCCUCAGGACAGGAUGAGUUUCAUCCGUUCAUUGAAGCCCUACUACCGUAUGUCAAAUCAUUUUCGUAUUCCUGGUUUAAUUUACAAGCAGCCAAGCGAAAAUAUUACAAAAAGCAUGAGAAACGCAUGUCACUGGAGGAGGAGAGACAUUGUAAAGAUGAGUUACAGAACGAAAAAGCAGAAGUUAAACAAAAAUGGGCCUCUCGCCUCUUGGGCAAACUACGCAAAGACAUAACGCAAGAAUGUCGCGAAGAUUUCGUACAAUCGAUUACGGGUAAACGUAAAUCGAUAUGUGUUCUCUCCAAUCCCGAUCAAAAAGGCAAAAUGCGGCGCAUUGAUUGCCUACGUCAAGCGGACAAAGUAUGGCGUUUGGAUUUAGUUAUGGUCAUACUAUUCAAAGCCAUACCUUUGGAGAGUACCGAUGGUGAGCGUUUGGAAAAGUCACCCGAAUGUAUACAUCCAGCCUUGUGUGUUAAUCCUUAUCACAUUAAUGUUUCGGUACGAGAACUAGACCUAUAUUUGGCUAAUUUCAUUAACACACACGAUCCGCUAAGUAGUCCUACGCCCUCAUCACCACAUCCGGGUACGCCUACCACGCCAUCACUCAUGCUGUAUAGUAAUGAGCAUAACAAUAACAACAACAAUAAUCCAGCCGACAAUAAGAAACACGCCGAUGAAGAGCGUAAAGCGAAAGAUGUCGAGAGCACACCAUUUGCUGGCUACAGUCAUAAUCCCUACAAUGGUGUGGUUUGCAAUGAUAUUAUCUUGGCCACUGGGGUAUUCUCUUCCAAGGAACUGUGGAAGUUAUCAAAAGCUUCCAUACUGGAAGAAACCACCAAUGAUCUCAUACAGGCCAGUUCCAUUAAACUGGAACAUCCAACAGCGGCCUAUGAAUGCCAAACAUAUCAAAUGACUGCAUCAGCAGCUCCUCUCGGUUCGGUGGUGGGAGGAGUGAAUAGUUUGAGUUCUUCGAGCGGAGGAGGUGGUAUGGUUUCAGGCGGAGAUGGCAGAUCCUCGGUUAGUGCUUCUAUGGUAUUGCCCUCGGGCUAUAGCAUUGAUUUUGUGGAUCCCCGCAGCAGUAUGCAUCUUUCUAACUCUUCUUUAUUGCGUGCUGCCGCUGCUGUAUCUUGUAAACCUGAUCCUAAUGGUUCGCCGCAGGAUUCGGUGGGCGGACCCAGCAGUUUUUCUGUGAUAUUGAGGCAAAAUGAAGACAAUGGCAGCAAUAAUGGCGGCUCCAACAAUGAGGAAGUGGCUCUUCAAAGAUACACUCCUACCAGCAAUAGGGUGUUGUUAAGCAUGGGACAAAUGAGACCAGGAGAAGUGUUAAUGCAACACAAUGUGAGUUCUACAUUGGUGCCAAAUUCCGUCAGUCCGGCUUUGUAUUAUCCACAACAUAACAGUCCUUCUGCCAAUCCCUCUGACAAUUCCGAAGAAGCUCAACACCAGCAGCAGCAACAACAACAACAACAGCAGCAUCAACAACAGCAACAACACCAACAGCAACAACAGCAGCAACAUCAACAGCAACAUCAUCAUCAGCAGCACUUGCAUCACUCUCAAACUUCUUCCACUCCCAAAUACGCCACAGAAGUUAUUAAUCAUGGUCAGGAUAUGUCGGAAUUUGUGGCCUAUGUUUGUCAAGAUGCUUCUGGUGUUAAUCCUUCGGAAGCUGAUUUACAUGCUCAUCAUCAUCAAACGUCUUCCCAUUUUCAAUUGCAACAUGCUGCCGCCGCCGCUGCUGUUGGACGUAGCCCCAAAUUGUCAGCCGUAUCAGCUGCAGCAGCUGCUGCUCAUUAUCAACAAUACAGUACCAUGUUGCCUCCGCCUCCUCUGCCGCCAAUGGCGCGUCCUGUGGCCAUAAUACGUUCUACUGGUGAUUUGACUAUGGUGGCUUCUCCACCCACUUCCGCCAGCAUAACACCGCCUCCCUUGACUAGUGUUAGCUCGGCUGGAGAUUCACCUCGUCAUCAUCAUCACAGCCAUCAACAAAUGCAACAACAUCAUGCUCAUCACCACCAUCAUCAUCAUCAACAGCAUGCCGCCCAUCACCAGCAGCAGCAACACACCACCAUAGAUCACAGUACUAGCACUGGCUUGAGUUCCAUGUCCUCCAAACUAACCAAUACAACAGCCUCCAGUUCCCAACAAGAUUCAGGCAAUAAUACCAUUACCGUAGGCAGUAGCACCAACUCUUCGGAUUUGGUAGUGGCCUCAACAUCCUCCGCCUCACCUCCUCCUGCACCCACACAAAGUCCACAACAUCAUAUCAUUGAUGUGGCCCGCUGUAAGACCUCACCCACAUCGUCCUCUUCGGCCAUAGCGGUUUCGACUCCGACUUCGGCGCUCUCACGCAUAUCGGCUCAACCGUAUCCGCAAACAAAUGGACGCGAGUACUUUAAUCAUUUCCAUACACAAACAACACCGCUGCUGGGUUAUACCACCAUGUCGGGUGUCAUAAGUCCCACUAACUUAAGUUUAUAUUCCUCGUCAUCGGGCGUUUCCUCACAUCGCACAACACCCCGUUCACGUUGGAAUCCCUCAUUUCUUUCUAUGGAAGAUGAUUUUAAUAUGAUGGGCCAUACCUUGUCGAGCACAAAUCCUGAGGCUACCCCUGUUAUACUCAUGGAAGAUUCUGGCCGCUAUAGUGAUGAAUAUGUCACCAGUCGUGAUUACGUUACAUGAUUAUAAAUGCAACAAACUUAUUAUAGGCCCUACUAGAACUGCAAAAUGGUUAAAGUUAAAACUGAAAACUUUAACUCAAAAAAAAAAAAAA
Messenger RNA from Lucilia sericata (common green bottle fly), 4621 nucleotides. It is a transcript of the gene NfI, whose product is annotated as G-box-binding factor. The record is from RefSeq and is a predicted model, not a curated record. Lineage: Eukaryota; Metazoa; Arthropoda; Insecta; Diptera; Calliphoridae. Gene Ontology annotation, molecular function: DNA-binding transcription factor activity, RNA polymerase II-specific; RNA polymerase II cis-regulatory region sequence-specific DNA binding. Gene Ontology annotation, biological process: regulation of transcription by RNA polymerase II. Gene Ontology annotation, cellular component: nucleus.